ACUGUUUUCUCUUUUCUGUACAGUAUUAUAUCGUAAUUGCGACCCAUUUCUGCUUCCAUUGCCCCCCCAGACUUUACCAUGGAGACUUUAGGCCGACUGCCCCGACGACUGACCAAGCUGUACUCCGACACGAAGACGUCCUGCGACGCCGUAAUCGAGCAGGACACCACCGACACCCUCCCCGAACUCAGCGCCCUGAACCGCAAGUACCGCAUACAGAAGAAUCGGCUCAUUGCCUGGGGUCUGGAAUGGAGCGAUAACGGCGCAUCGGAUCAGGGGGACAUUGACGACUCGCUGGAGCGCGCGGGCCUGGCACAGACAGUGACGAGCGUCCUGGGCACAAUUAAAGAGAUAUUAGACGAGGCAGAGAAUAUGCAGCCGCCCGCACACUCUGCGGGGGCGAAGAGCGUUGCUGAGGAGAAGAGCGGGGCGCGUCCUCAAAGUGCCGUCUCGUGGGCGGCCUCCGACAGAUCGCGAUAUGAGGACCUGGCGAAGGACCUCACUAGUUCUAUCGACACUCUGUAUCAACUAUCAGAGUCGCGGAGGGCGUUUCGACAGAACACGCGUGGACUUAGUCCUGGUCCUGUUGGGAAGCUUGGCUUAGAGGUCUCCAAGACCCCCUCGCCAUCCGUCUUCCUAUCCUCCGACUACAACGCAUCAGACGUCACUCUAAUAAACCCUGCGACGCUGCCCCAUGGCGCGAACAUAUCUUUCAGAUCAGGACUGCCCCCUAAACUCGACCCUUCGGAUCUUAGUUUGCCAGAAGAAGAGCCUCCUCCAUACGAGAGCGUUGGAGCGACCACUACCACAAAACUCAUUGGACGUCUUCGCCAAUCACAUAGCUCAACAAACCCCUGGAAGACGGACGGAAGUAAGACCAUCGAGACUCCUGUGCUAGUUGAAUAUGCUGCCUACGAUCCUACCUACCGACUCACCGGCAUCUCACCCUCUCUGGAUCGUCUGGACUCCCUCUUGUCCAUUCUCGUCAAGUUAGGAUCUGAACAGUCCUUCCACGGAACCCUUCAAUGUGUUGGAUAUUUUGAAGAUCCGAAGCAGCCUAGAUUUGGAUUGGUUUUUGAGCUUCCUUCCUUCGUGUAUUCCGGACCAGUCGACUCGCAUAAGCGGGUCGAAGAUAUGAGACCGGUCACUUUACUGAGCGUUCUUCAGUCUGGCUCGAAGUCUAUUCACAACUCGAACAGCACAACACCCCCUCUUGAGGACCGCUUCCGCUUGGGCUUCACUUUGGCUCUCACUUUUAGCAAGCUUCAUGCAGAGAACAUGGUUCACAAAGACGUCAACAGCAGUAACAUCGUUGUCUUCCGCAAAAACAGGCCGGCUCAUCAAUCGAACAACAACAGAGCACUCGAUUUCGCCCUCCGAUCGCCAGUCAUCUGCUCCUUCGAUCUCUUUUCUGAGUACGACAUCGAACCUGCGAAGACGAUGUCUUCACCGAACAUCUAUCGACAUCCAGAAGACCCAAAAUUCACAGGUGUCAAGUCACAGGACUACGGUCCCCAAUUUGACAUGUAUGGUCUCGGAUUGAUUCUUCUCGAAAUUGGGCUUUGGACCCCUCUUUCCGAUCUCUGGAAGGCUAAGUAUACUCUUGCUGAUUUCAAACUUCGCCUAGAAGAAAUAUACAUUAGACGCCUGGCCUCCAAGUGUGGAACCGCUUACAUGCAAGUCGUGCGCGAUUGCUUCUUGGCUGCAGACCAACGAGCGUCGGGUCUCGAGACCUUUGAGACAUUCAGCCAGAUCUACAAUCGGAUGCUCUUGCGGCUGCGCCGAUGCUGCGCCCUUGACGAAUCCGAUCCUCUGCCUGAUUGGAACCAAACAAGCGCACAGUCGGCAUCAUCAGGCCUUAUGCCAAAGCGGAAGAGCGUCACCCAAAUUCCCAUGGGAGGAGAAACGCCAACCAGCCCAUCAGCUUACAGGGAUGCGAAACGGUGGGCGAUCGAAAAAGGUUCCCACAUUUUGGAGAGAAGCACAUCGCGUUCCAAACACGUAUCAAAGCCAUCAUAUGGCUCGUCACCGAAUCUGUCGUCACCUAAUCUGACGUCAUUGUCUCGAAACAACUCCAAGUCUUCUCAGCAUUCUUUGUCUCUCCACAAGAAAUUCUCCCAGAGCAUCCAGGGCCUGAAAUCACCAAAAGAGCCCGAGACAGACACCAUGGAUUGGCAAACACCAAAUCUUCGCAUUGAUCCCCUUGAGGAGUCAGGGACACUGGUGCCAUCAUCCAAGGCCUCAAGUCCAUACCUCGAUCACAAGGACGAGCUGUCCGUGUUGCGUGCGGAGCGAAUGGGAAAUGCAGCGAGCGUUAUCCAGCGUGCAUGGAGAGCGCGGAACCAGUCAAAGCAAUUCAAAGACUACAGGGGUAAGAUUGAGGUCAUCCAGAAACACUGGCGCGAAAGGAAGACCAGUCGGUCCGGUUCCAUCGCUGCUCUUGUUGAGACCAGCACCCAACAUUGGCCAGAGGCAGGCCUUGGAUUUCCGACAGUCGAGGCUCCUCGGGAGCCAGAAGCUCGUAUAGUUGGAGCAAACCCUGAUUUCGUGAGGUCCUCAAUCCAGAUAGACACCGACAUCGAACCAGCUCCACGCCGAAAACUUCGCGUUCAUCCAGUCAAGUUCCCUCCGAUCAUUGUGGAUAAAUGGCAUAUGACUAUGCUUCCGAAACUCGAACGUCUGAUUGCGCGAACUCUUAAGGAUUCGCAGGAAACUGUCAGUAUCGACCUUCUCGCUAUUGGCGAAACUCAGACUACAACCCGGCCUACUAUAUUCGUGACGUGCACUAGCACUGCGAGAGUUAAGGGCGUCCUCUCUCGCAAAUUUAAGUACGAUGAAUCAGUCUUCGACCUCAAAGUCCGACGUGGAAAGAUCAGGCGUUCGAAGCUCACCAGGCCAAGCCGCAGAAGGAAGCAACCUCAUCGAUCAAUGAUGAACGAUGAAGCGUACUCAGCCGACAUGCAAGUCAUGAAUCCCUUUCACCAACAGCGCCCUCUCUGCGGGGCAUCCAUCGGCGCCUUCCGCGACGAGCAUCUCCCACCCGUCUCCUAUGGUGGCGUCAUCAUGGUAGACAACGAACCCCUAGGAAUGAGCGUGCACCACCUCCUCGACGCCCCUAGCGAAGACGACGACAGCGAAUACGGCGAAGAAUAUCAAUCCCCCGACGAAACCACCCGCUCCAGCGCGCAAGGCAACCCCUGGCUCGCAGGGAUGGGCUCCCAACCGGGCCUCGAAAUCGGCGAAACCGCAAUGUUCGACUUCGAGAUCUCCGACGACGAAAAGAGCGACGACGACGACCUCGACCUCGCCUACGAGUCCUCAGAAGAUCUAACCUCAGACUCCGACCUCGAUAGCGACGAAGAAGCAGAAGACCUCGACCACUCUGGCGACAUCGACGGCAUCAACAUCGGCGAAGGCGACGACAUCGUCAUCACGCAGCCCGCAAUCGACGACGUCGACGACGACUUCUUCCCCGAGCCCGACGACCGCGACGAUGACCACAUCUCCUCCCACAAGCUGGGCCACGUGCACGCCUCGUCGGGCAUCCGGCGCUGGAACCGCGGCGGCAUCGUGCACGAGAUCGACUGGGCGCUGUUGAAGCUCGACACGGAGCGCCUGCAGCCGUACAACCUCGUCCAGGGCGGGCGCCGCUUCUGCCCGACCCGCGCGCCGCCCGAGCUGUGCCCGAACCUCGCGGAGCCCGUGUGCCGGCGCCAUUUCAAGCCCGAGGACGACGAGUACCCCAGCCAGGUCGCGGCGGCCGACGGGCUGGGCGGGCUGAGCGUGCACUGCUUUGGGCGCACGUCGGGGCUGAAGGGGGGCGUCGUGGGCGCGGCGAUGAGCAGCGUGCGCAUCUAUAAACGGAAAACGUUUUCGCGGAGCUGGCAUGUGGUUGGCGGGUUUGGAGUCGGCGGCGACUCGGGCGCCUGGGUCAUCGAGAACAACCACGGCCGCGUGUGUGGCCACGUGCUGGCGUGGUGCGCGCGCAACCGCCUCGCGUACAUCUGCCCCAUGCAGGUGCUGUUGGAGGAUAUCAAGCGCACCCUCGGCGCGCGCCGCAUCUACCUCCCCGGCUCGGACGACGACCCCCAGAUCGCGGAAGAGGUCAGGGAGGUUAUCAUCGGCCGCUCGCCGGUCGAGUUCGAGCUUCCGGAUCUGCAGAGGUUGAGGCUGGUGGGCAAGGAGGGCGAGAAGGAGAUGGCGCCCGUGCUGCGGAGUCGGGUCGGCUUGGGGGUUGUGGGCGUGGGCGUGGGUGGGGAGAGGGUGAGACAGGUCGCGUGA
This is a messenger RNA of Mytilinidion resinicola, 4281 nucleotides long. RefSeq lists its product as uncharacterized. Gene Ontology annotation, molecular function: protein kinase activity; ATP binding. NCBI's taxonomy places the organism in Eukaryota, Fungi, Ascomycota, Dothideomycetes, Mytilinidiales, Mytilinidiaceae. The transcript has 2 exons. Bases 79 to 4281 code for a protein of 1400 amino acids. The record is from RefSeq and is a predicted model, not a curated record. Gene Ontology annotation, biological process: protein phosphorylation.